This is a messenger RNA of Phasianus colchicus (ring-necked pheasant), 3983 nucleotides long. Lineage: Eukaryota; Metazoa; Chordata; Aves; Galliformes; Phasianidae. The record is from RefSeq and is a predicted model, not a curated record.
AGGGUUUUGGCCCCCCUCUGCCAACCGAGUGGCCUGUAAGGUGGGGUUCUCCCACCACAAUAGGACAGGACUGGACAGGGGAUGCUCAACAGCAGCAGUGAUAGGGAACCUUGCCAGGAGGUGCCCCAUGAGGUGCAGCAAUUUGUGGCAUGUUGCUUUUCCCAUCUCUCCCAGUCAGCUGAAACAUUCUGUCUUUUGAAUCCAUUGGGACAGAUUAGUCACCAGUCCAUACCCAUACAACUGGUGCAUUCUGAGUUUGUCUUUUGUUCUGUGUGUGUGUGUGUGUGUGGUUGCUUCUCUGUUGGUUUAUGCUCUAGAUUACCAGAAGCAGGGAGUGUCUCCUACUGAUAUUUUCACAUUUCCAUGAGGGUAGAAAUUGAACGCAGCCAGGGUAGCUUGGCCCAGCUGCCGGCUCCUCUGCAUACCUUCAAUCAUUUCCUUUUUCCCUCUUUUCUAUCCCUUUCUCUCUGCUCCUCCUCUUCCUGCCCCUCUUUGCCUCCCCUCCCUGUGCUUCCCUGGCGGCACUGCUGGCUCUGCACAGGCCCUGUUCUCUAAUCAGAUGAAGCUGCAGGAUUAUCUCUCUCCCUCCCUUCUAAGCUCCAUUUUAUUUCCUCUCCAGCCAAGGGGGAGGCAGGAAGGGGCGUCACCUCUAGGCAGAGGAAAACCCAUCUCCCAGUCUCCUGCCUUUGAUGCUCUCUAGCAAUCCCCCCUCCUUCCCCUUAUAUACUCACCUUAGUGUCAACAGCAUCAGGCGGAUCAAAGAGCCCAAUUUCUAAAGGAAAUCUGAACUUUUUUUGGCUUUCAUUCUCCACAAAUUUCUGAGCAUCUAUUUUAAACCCCCUCCAAGUAGCUUGGACAGGGAAGCUGGAUGUGCCAUCUCUGAGUAGGGGCAAGAUCUCUCCCUUUUGCCAUGUCAGCUGACAGCCACCAGCUCCACACUCAUUCCCACAAGGACACGCUAAGUUCUACUUCUCACGGUCUCUUGAAUGUCAACAGUCACCCCUUGUCAAAGAGCUCCUCGAGUCUCAUUUGUGCUGGGCAUUCAAGUUUGGAAUGGCAAAGCAACAAACAGGAGCUUAAGAAAAGCCACAGCAGCACUGUCUGCCAAACCCUGGGACAUGAGAGCGAUGCCAGAAGUGUACCAAGUCCUAGGUGGUCCUUCUCACAGUCUGGGUUGAUGGGACUUGAAUCGGUGGUCCAGACCAUGAACAGUCAGUCACCCAGUAACAAUUCACAGAGCAGAACUAAGACUACAAACCAUUUUCUUAUCAUUGAACAGUCCCCGGCAUCCUGGGAAGUGGAUGACACUAAGAUGUGUGUAAAGAGCAGUACUGUUGAGAAUGUUUCUUCAGACUGUUUUAAGCACCAGCAAAGCAUGGGUAAAAUGGAUGAACCGAGAGCUGCUCUCCAGAGAAGCCACUCAGACCUAACCUGCAGUUGCAGACAGCAGAGCUACAUCUCUCACAUAGAAACCAGUGCUACUGAUUCCAGCCUUAGCUCUUCUAGCAGCAGGCAUGGUCCAUCAGUGGUGAGGAUGUCUUUCCAAGCAGAAAGAUAUGGAUCAGAAAUAAAUGAAAAUACUCACUAUCAAAACCUUGUGACUCAUCUUCCAGCUCUACCUGUAGACCAGAAAGUACCCACAAACACCUUUGACAGUGGGGGUAUUCCACAUAAUACGACUGUUUAUACUGAUCCUGGAAGAUUUCACAGUGCUGUUCUAGGACCCCACAUGCCUGGAAAUGGUUUCUCCAACAGGACAAUGCUCAGUCAAGCCACCGGAAUUAUUCAUGGUGGUCUGACUUACAGUAAUAUUCCAAACUCUGCAUAUUCACCAAUGGUGAUGACAGUUCAUAACAAUUCUGCAGUGCCCUGUAAUAUAAGGCAGGACCCUUGUAUGAAAGUAGAUGGCACUGUCCCUGCCUAUUGCCAUUCUUUGCCCAUACCAUCUAUACAGCUUGUUCCGCGAUUGGUAUGCUCAGUUAGCGAGUCGGGAAAAGAGCAAGCAGCACCUGACUAUCUUCAUUCCUUUUCCACUUCAGACAUUCUGACCUAUCCUAAGCUUGUGUCUUCAGUAAGUGAGUCGGGCCUGGAUGCCAAGAGAGUCCUGAAGUGCUGUAGCAUUCCUGGAGAACAACUACAACAUGCUCAACGCUGCGCUCAGCAGGAGAGAGCUUCUCCAGAAACACAGACUGUUCAUGUUGCUCUUAGCAGCCAGCUAACAACAGACGUAGCAAUGAAAACUAAAGAUAUGUGGACUAUGACCUCUGCAAAUGAUUUAACCAAGGGACUGAAACCGGCUCUUGAACGCAGAGAUGCCGAGGUACAAACUCUUCCAACCAUGGAAUGCAAAUCUGUUGCAACAAGCCCAGCGGCUGCAGCAGAAGGCCACUCACAUGUGUUCCCAGAGGUGAACCUGGAGCAAGACUUGGAGGCCCCCAAGUCUCCGGUACGGGAAGUGAGAUGGGAUGAUGAAGGAAUGACAUGGGAAGUGUAUGGGGCAUCUGUGGAUCCAGAAGUCCUUGGUUUAGCCAUUCAAAAACAUCUUGAGAUUCAAAUAGAACAAUUCCAGACAGAGCCUGUUCAACAGACUGGGAAAAAUGAGGAGGAUCCUUUCAACAAGGAGCUGUCUUCUGACAAAAUGGGGAAGAAAAGACCGUUCAGAACAAUGAUGCAUUCUCUGAGAUAUCCGAGCUGUUGUGCUCGAUCGAGUACUGCAAUGGAGUGAGCGUAGCUCUAGGACAGCCACAGCCAUGUUGGGGUUUUUUGUUUCUUUGUUUUCUCAAUUGUAAAUAAAUGCUGUCUCUCAAGUGUUAACACAUGGGCAAUCCGCUUACGGAUAAGUGGGAAAAGUUCAGUGGCCAUCAAAAAGCAAAGCAUGGAAAAACCCACAGUUGGGCCAUGUAACAAAGGACAUACUGGUUGUAUCUUCGUCAUGCCAUCAGAUUGUGUUGACUGUAUUUAAUGUAGCACUCUUAUUCUUCUGUGUUAAUUUUACAUCGUAUUUUAAGGAAUUAGACUUAUUUUAUAAAUGAUGCAUCUUUUUAAAAUAAUGUUGAAUUUUUCAGUAUUUUCACGAUUUAGGGCUAGGAAACAAAGUUAGAAAAUGAUGCUUUAAUAUAAAUUCUUAGCUUUCCACCCUACUCCCUAAGUUUUGGGAUUCGUUUUGCUGUUAAUUUAUGCUAAUGCUGACUAUAAACCCACUUGAGCUGUAGAUAAAAUGAGAAACUAGUGUAAUACUAUAUUACAAAUAAUUGUAACUUUUGCUAUGUAAUUCUGCCAUGUAAUUUCAGUAUUACUAGCCAGAACUCAUCCCUUUGCAAGCUGGUGUGGUUGGAGGAUGCUCCUGCAACUUUCAUGUAGUUAUUACGAAUUACAAUCUGAACGUGCAGAUGUGAUGUUUACUAACACAGAUGUAAAGUAUUACCAAAGAUGACUCACGUUAUGUGAAUUACUUAUUGAGUGCUUGUUUUCUGAAACAAAAGCUGUUCAUAUUAGUCUGUCACAUGAUUAUACGCUACAAAUCAUAAGCGGUUUGGGGUUUCUUAUAUUAAAAAUAAUUUCCAUCAAGCUCUUUUUAUGUGCAUCUAUCCUGAACAGUGGUAGUUUUGUUGUGGCAUGAACCACAGAGAACAGUUUGCAUCUCAUCUUCGCCUGUCUUGUGUUCCCUGUCUGCUCUGAUGUCAGCUGUCUGCUGGAAGUGAGACUUCGUGUCUUUACCAAAGUACAGCUAAAACUAAGAUUGUUCCUUCUGAGUGCCUUGGUCACAUGGGCAGCUUCAAGAUUUCCUUUUUCCCAAAAAACAAUUUUAAAAAAAUCCCACUGAAAACUUCAGUAUACCACAGUGCAGAACCUGUUGGAACUGAAAGACUUGUCAAGAAAGCUGUUGGUAACAAAAAUAGAGUUUGUAUCUAAGGAUUUUCUAUGCCUUUGAAAAUUUUUAAAAUACGAGACUUAUUAGUGGAGAUUUAGAAGAAAAUACUGCU